Molecule: messenger RNA, 2064 nt
Organism: Aspergillus bombycis
Lineage: Eukaryota; Fungi; Ascomycota; Eurotiomycetes; Eurotiales; Aspergillaceae
Product: pentafunctional AROM polypeptide
Exons: 1
Coding region: 1-2064 (687 amino acids)
Molecular function (GO): 3-dehydroquinate dehydratase activity
Source: RefSeq, a predicted model, not a curated record
AUGCAGACAGCCAUUCAUAAGCCCGUGGCUAUGACACUCUUACCUGAAACCCCUUCCCCUAUUACCGCAAUCAAAGGGCCUUCUCCCUUUGCUAUCACUUCUUUUGCCCAAAACCUGCCCCCAGAGCCCUCUCGUGCCGUCGCCAUUGUAUAUGGUCUCAAUCAGGACACUAUCGUCCAAGUUGUCGCUGAGAUCCUGGGCAAGCCAUGGACCACGGAAUCAUCUCUGUCCACACUCGGGCGGGGCAGUCAUGCUGUCGUGACUGGGAUAUUGGCUGACCAUCUGGGUCGUGCUCUGGAAGGGUGCGAGAAGCCUGCCGGCAUCUUAAUCAACACGCACUGUGUGGAUGAUGGUUCCUUUCCAGACGAAUCACUUACCGACCGCUGCGACUAUGAGUUUCUGUAUUCCCUUCGGAGUCCUUUCUUUCGCCGCGACCUGACCCGGUUUUUGUCUUUGAUUCUGGGUCAAACCAGACCACAUCAAGACCUGAAGACCAAAAACCGAACGAAUUUCAUCUCCACAACCUUUCCGGACGUCCAUGCGGCACUGCCCAAUCUCGACAUCUUGUCGGUAGGUUCAGAUGCGGUCGAGAUCCGUGUAGAUCUAUUGGUUGAGCCCUCACCUGUGGGUAUCUCCAACCGGGUACCCAGCCUGCGGUACGUUGGCCAGCAGUUGAUGUUGCUUCGGCAGCAUACAGAGCUGCCGAUCAUCUUCACCACGCGAUGCACCAAGGAGAAUGGUAAGUUCCCCAUGGAUGAUCCAGGACUAUUUUAUAGGUACCUUCGCCGGGCAAUCCAGUGGGGUGUCGAGUAUAUAGAUGUCGAGCUGUGGCUUCCGGAGGAUAUCCGGAGACAGUUAGCGGAAGUCAAAGGAAAUAGCAUCAUCAUGUCAGCAUUUCAUGAUUUCUCAGGAACGUGGAAAUGGACAUCUCCCGAGGCGCCGCGGAUCUUCGCAGAAAGCGCCAAAUACGCGGAUAUUGUGAAGAUGAUUGCUAUGGUCAAUACCGUUGAGGCCAAUUACGAACUCGAGUAUUUUCGGUCGACGAUCAAGAGGGCCCAUGGGUCGUACCCCCUCCUGUCGGCUGUCAACAUGGGACAGAUGGGUCAGCUCUCGCGGGCGCUCAACACUGUAUUCUCACCCAUCACGCAUCCGUUAUUGCCGAUGAUUGCAGCGCCGGGGCAACUAACGGCGGCGGAGAUUAACGAGGCGCUCCAUAUCAUGGGACAGCUACCCAAGCGCGAUCUGUACGCCAUUGGAUCAUUCCGCUCAACGCCGCAGUCGAUGUUUAUGGAAAAAUGCUUUAACGAACUGAGCCUGCCGCAUACGCUGACUUCAAUUGACCGUGGACCCAUGGGUUCCAUCGAACGCGUGAUCACCCAGCCCUCCUUUGGCGGAGCGUCAGUACAUCCGCCUAUAUCGAGCAGCACCACAUGCAUUCCAGCCGUUAGUGACGCUGCCCGCGCAAUUGGAUUAGUCGAUACGAUUGUGGCAGCAAAAAGCGCUGCACCGAAUGCUCAGUUGGUUGGUGAGAAUGCGACAUGGAAGGGGAUUCGGGCAACGUUAACCCGAGACUAUGUCCCGUCGGCAUAUCGUGGCCGAGCGGCGAUUAUUCUCUCAGGCAGUGAGAGCGAGGCAUCAGCGGCCAUCUUUGCACUGCGCAGCUUGGGUGUUGGAGCGAUCUACACGGUGGGGUUCCGGGCGAGCGGGCCGCUGGCCGACGGAUUAGAGCCGUUCACGUCGAUCCAGUCCGUGAAACUGGUUGAGCAGCCGUUUGUGAUUGUAUCCGCGCUGCCUCCAGAGAAGUCGUUGUUGGUCCAGCCGCUGUUGCGACACUACCGAACGAGUGGUCAAGCCUCGCCACCAUCUACACGGGGGAAAGUAUACCUCGACUUGACUCGAGGUGAACGUACGGGGGAUCCCGUCGGAGUCGCUGUGCGUGCGGGGUGGACAGCUUAUGGGAUUGAAGAUGUGAAUGCAUGGACAACUGUGGAGACACUGCGACUGCUGGUGGGUCAGAAUGUGCCGUUUGAUUUUGUGCGAAUGGCGUCAGGUCGAGUAUUUUGA